AAGUGUCCGGGUUUGCCACUAUAAAUAUAAGGAUAAUUUCAACUAAUCCAAACAACACAAGACGAAUUCACGUUGUUGAAAACUUAGAAAAACGUUCAAAAAUGAACUCAGUUGCUGUGUUAUUGUUUGCCGUGUGUGCAGUGUUGGCUAUUAGCUCCGUCUCGGGAGAUGCGAUUUUAUGUGAGGGAUCGAAAGGUUACAUCCAGUGUCCUCCUGGCCAGAAGAUAGCAGUUUAUAACGCUUACUACGGAAGAACACACAAUGGGAGUAUCUGUCCCCAUCCCGCCACAUCCAACCAGAAUUGCCGCGCAUCUGGCUCCUUCAACAAAAUCAAAAGUGCUUGCCACAAUAAACAGCGAUGCUAUUUGGCGGCAAACAAUGGAGUGUAUGGCGAUCCCUGCGUUGGAACGUACAAAUACAUUGAAGUGAAGUUCGCCUGUGUGCAGGCAUAAAACAGCCGGACAUUGUUUAUACUUAUGAAUAAUUCAAAUCAUGUGUUGUGUAAAUGAGUCAUAAUGAUAUGAAUAAUUCUAAAACUGAUAUACUAAUGAAACAAAUAUAUAUAUGCCUUCUAUGAAGGCGACAGAAGACUUGUCACGAGAUAUUUAAAAAUCAUUUGUUGUUCAACUCCAUCAAUUAAUAUAUCAAUGUACAUGCGGAAACAAGAAAGAAGUUAUUACAAGUGACAAUUCUGGCAAAAUGAAACAAUAGUUCAAAGUGGUGUUUACUUAAAUUUAUAAAGUAACAGAAGUUUAUUUGUCUGCAUAGUAACUUUACCCCUGUAGAAUGUAUUGUGAAAAAAUCCCAUUAGAUACUAUUUUAAGCAUAUUAAGUAUGUGUUUUUGCUUUUCAUCUGGAUGAGUUCUGAUAUUUAUAAAUGGCUAAACAUUUAAAACUUAUUCAAUUUAUGUUGCUGCGUAAUAUUCUUUUUGGUUAAUGUGUAGAUAUAUAUAUAUAAUUAGAAACAACUCUUCUAUCUAAGCUACAUGUCAGAGCACUUGUACGAAUUCCAUAUUCGAACAACAAUGCUUAAUUUGUUGAACAUGUUCAUUUUAUUUUUUGAAAUAAAUGAGUUACACCAGUAAAACAA
This is a messenger RNA of Mya arenaria, 1090 nucleotides long. RefSeq names its product L-rhamnose-binding lectin ELEL-1-like. The record is from RefSeq and is a predicted model, not a curated record. Bases 102 to 452 code for a protein of 116 amino acids. Gene Ontology annotation, molecular function: carbohydrate binding. Lineage: Eukaryota; Metazoa; Mollusca; Bivalvia; Myida; Myidae. The transcript is spliced from 3 exons.